AUGAACAGCCAAUUCGCUCUAUCCCUUGAGUUGACGCGCUUGAUUCCCCUUAUUUUCAACACGGGGCCGGGUAAGUAUGUCAUGAAGCUCGCUAGGGAUUUGCAACUCUCAGGAUCCGACCUUAUUACCGAGGAGGACCUAGCUUCAAAGGUCGGCAGAUGUCGUAUUGAUGGUCAGAUUGCUUCCAGUUUCAGAUCCCUCGUGUCCAAGUCGGCAUACUCGCGUCUCUGUGAAGGCAUAGUCCUCGAGGCUGGAGCCGGGCCAACUAUCUCCAGAGCACUAGUAACAGGGCAAAACGCAUACUUUGCAACUGUUGUGCAGCUCUCAAUGUUAGUUGCGUGUUUCACGAAGGAAGCAUUAGCCGUCGCCAUAUAUGAGAUGUUCGAAAUAGAGCUUGAGGAGGCUCCAGAAGGUUCUUCAAUCAGGGCGAUGCCGAGUGAGCAGGCAAUCGCCGGUGUUCUACGCGCUUGCGAAGACCAAACGACCCAAUACGACUGGACUCUUGUGCUCCUCGCGGUAGCCUAUCGGCUGGGACUUCCACAGAAUGUACUGACCCGACACCUCCCUGGAUCAAUAUUCCGAGGGCUGGUCUACAUGUUACCACUUGUGCAGCAGCUUCCUGAUGAUCGCAUGAUACUGGUGGAGAUUGAAGACAGACUCGGAAUCUGCCCUAUCAUUGUGUGGGCACACCAUAUAUGCAGCCUCAAUGUGGCAGUGCGGGUGUAUAGGAGUGGCUCAAAUGCAUCUGGGCAGGUCAUCUUCGGCUCUGAGCCAGUACAGAUGGUCAUUGCAGUCAGGUCCAGCUCGGAUGAUUGGUACUCUCAUGCAGUGGUUCCCUCCAUUACACUACUCAAGUCUUCAUCUGCGGAAGAGAAGGAGGCUUUAAUCACGCUUGUCCCUGAUCCCGACGAGUCGAAGCUCGAGGCCGUACACAGAAUAGGCGCGGAAGGCUACGGAAAAGCUGUCUUGCAAGAUGCGGCUCUUCAAGUCAAGGAAGGUGCAGAUGCCAUUGCGGAGGACAUCAUGUUCAUCUCGUACGCCUUGGCUAUUUUGAUCGCAGGACACCUAGUCAUUCGACCAGAGUUCGGUGACCGCACUGCAUCUGGUUCAGCAGCAACCGAAGGCAAAGUUCAAGCUACGGGCAAUAGCCAAGAGAAUGAGAAGCUCACCGGUGAGGCGGAAACAGAUUCUACAACAUUAGCGCCUUAUCAUAUUCCCACUCACCGGAUUCACGAUGCGGCAGACCUUCUCUUCUCGCGGAAAAGACCACCCAUGGGAGUGGUUGAAGACUAUGUAACUUUCUUCCGCACAAGAGGUACCGGCAUUGUUGGAGCUCCUCAUCGAAUCGACGCGAUCCUCAAACGACCUUCCAACGCGAGUCCUAAUGAUCAGGGGCACUGGUGGCGUCUUCUGCCUCUAGCGAGAUACCUUGCAGUCCUUCUCCUUGCAUUCGCGAAUAUCUCGGAGUCCUCUUCCUGUCGCGAGAUACCGCUAUCGUUUGACUGCGCAAUGCUACGACACCAUCCUCUUAUCUGGGAGCUACAGGAAUGGGAUGGAAAGUCUGACAUUGCUAUCGGGGAAUUCACGUGGUUCAGAGCCAUUGGCAUCCUUCUUACCAAUCAGACCCUCCCAGAGAAUGGGCCAUUCCCUUCCCUUCUAAGUGACUGUGGAUGGAGCAUCUUCCUUAGUACUCUCGACCAACAAUCCCAAGCUUUACCCAGGGCACAAAUGAAAGACCCCAUGACGGUUUAUCCAGGAUUGGUCUUCCUGAGACAAGGCGUACCUAGCAGAAACGGCGUCCGUAAACAUGCCAUCUCUGAUGCUCCGUCAACUCAAGGUCCUACGCCAGCUACCUACAGCUCGACCAUCGAAAGGAUGGAACAGGCGACUUUAAGAUGCUUCGGAUCAUUCAAGCUGGGUCUGCCGCUGUAUGGUGAGCAGCAGCAGAGUUUUAUCGUCACACUUCGUCUAAAUCGAGAAGCAAUAAACUUCAGAGAUUUUAUCCCGGACACUAAUAUUUCCAUACAGCGGACCGGAUUCUCUGAGCUAUUCAGCGCGAUAUGGACGGUGCUAAGGACGAACCCUUGCCAGGGCCAUAAUGCUUUGACUGCCUCAAAAACGAUUGAGCUGCCGCCCGGUUACGCAACAGUGGCAGAUUGGAAUGAGGAGCUGGCAGAGCCUGAAGAGAGAGCGAGAGUUCUCAUCACUCUGACCGCAGGAAACUCGACGGCUCGGUGGCGGACACUGGUAUCAAUUGUGAGAGCUAGGCGUCGCCUGCAUAGUGAUCAUCACAACAGUGAUGACUUUCCUGGUGUUCUGCUACGUGGAGACGAUUGCUGCUUUCAAUGCGCGAUUGACCAGACCGCAAUGUUGACAGGAAGGUGGAGGCUGGUAUUGUAA
Molecule: messenger RNA, 2400 nt
Organism: Thyridium curvatum
Lineage: Eukaryota; Fungi; Ascomycota; Sordariomycetes; Thyridiales; Thyridiaceae
Exons: 2
Coding region: 1-2400 (799 amino acids)
Source: RefSeq, a predicted model, not a curated record